GCGAUGGAAGUGUCCUCGAAGAAGCAGAAGGUCGCCGACGACGUCGACAGCAGUGGCAGCAGCGCAGAAGGAGAUGAGCCGAUGGUGACUAGCCAGUCGUUCAUUUCCUCCACUAACGUUGUCAACGUCACCGUCUCCUCGAUGGGGGUGGACGAGUUCAGAGACUUCAUCGAGAGUUCACACGGCACCCCUUCCGACGCACCCAGCGUGACUCCCCCAAUCGGAAACGUGGCGAGUUCAACCGGUACCGCUUCCCACGCACCCAGCGUUACUCCCCCAAUCGGAAACGUGGGGAGUUCAACCGGUGCCCCUUCCGACGCACCCAGCGUGACUCCCCCAAUCAGAAACCUGGCGAACAAAUUCAUCGACAUUUAUGAACCCUAUCUUCCCGAAGACUUCAUUCAGAAUUUUCCCGACGUCGGCGAUCAGGUCGCCGACGACAACGCGUGCGUUGGCCACAAGGAACCUCUUUCCUCACUGGUUGCUGAGUUUCAAUCAGGCAGCCCCAUCAUUCAGGCAAAAAUCAAGCUCCUUUAUGACAACUAUGCUGCACUGAGGCGAGUACGAAAAGAUGGAAAUUGUUUCUAUCGAAGUUUUAUGUUCUCCUAUCUGGAACAUAUAUUGGAAACACAAGACACAGCCGAGGUUGAUCGCAUUCUUGCAAAUAUUGAACAGUGUAGGAAGGCACAGCUAGUUCUGGGAGACCAAGAAUAUAGGAUCAGUGAAAUCUUCUCAUUAUUCAUUGAUCUGCUGAAAAGUGUUAUUCAAGAGAACGACAAUUCAAUCAGUCACGAGUUGCUUCUGGAGAAGAGCUGUGAUCAAAUGUUUUCAGAUAGUGUUGUUUUGUUCUUCAGGAUGGUUACUUCUGGCGAAUUACGCAUAAGAGCAGAGUUUUUUGCGCCGUUUGCUGGCGUAGAAAGUACAGGCAUGGCCAAGUUCUGCCAGGACUCGGUGGAGAUGAUGGGGGAGGACUGCGACCAUGUGCACAUCACAGCUCUAUGUGAUGCAUUAGGCGUGCCGACACGUGUGGAGUGUCUUGACCAGAGCACAUCCAGCUCCGGCGACUUAACGCCAAAACAUCACGACUUCAUUCCGAUGCAGAGCAGUGCGUCCGACGCAGGCGACCCACCGGUGCCGCGCGUGACCUUGCUGUAUCGCCCUGGCCACUACGACAUCCUCUACCCAAAGUGAUCUCUUACAGACUGCUGCUACAUCGGAUCAGAGUCGGACGAGGGGGGAAUUAUCUCCAUGUGAUGCCAAAUGAAUCGCUCCUGGGCAUCUAUCUACUC
This is a messenger RNA of Musa acuminata AAA Group (dessert banana), 1289 nucleotides long. RefSeq names its product OVARIAN TUMOR DOMAIN-containing deubiquitinating enzyme 1-like. Bases 4 to 1191 code for a protein of 395 amino acids. The transcript is spliced from 9 exons. The record is from RefSeq and is a predicted model, not a curated record. Gene Ontology annotation, biological process: protein K48-linked deubiquitination. Lineage: Eukaryota; Viridiplantae; Streptophyta; Magnoliopsida; Zingiberales; Musaceae. Gene Ontology annotation, cellular component: nucleus. Gene Ontology annotation, molecular function: cysteine-type deubiquitinase activity; ubiquitin binding.